AUGAAUAAUCUUUAUUAAUUUGACAGAUCAUUAUUGACAAUAGAUAUCCCAGGGGCUUAACCUAGAAAGAAAUCAAUAUAAUUGAAUAAAAUUGAGAGUUUAGAUAUCAAAUAAACUAGACAAUUAAAAUUAUAGUAACAGUCUGUUAUUAAUUAUACUAUCUUUUAGAUUAAAUAUUGCUCAAUAAAAUCAACAGUAUGGAAGAAGAAGAUAUCAACAUGAUUUUCAUCAUUUUUGCAAUAGUUUUGUUCCUUAGGGUGAAAACUAUUUUGAUGGAUCCUAAAAAAAACAUUAUAAUCUACAGGAAGGAGAAAUAAAGUAAAUGAGAGCCCUUGAAAACAUCUAUGAUUAACCUAAGUAUUUUUAUAUUAAAUGAUGAAAUUUAUAAGGUGACAGAUUAUUAACUACAAAUGAUAUUGAUGGAGCAAUGCCAGGAUCUUUAUAAAGUAAGGUGGUUAAGAAUAUGGAAAAGGCAUAAAAAAUGAGAUUAGAAAGAGAAUCUCAAAGAGCUCUAAAUAAUGAAGUGCUCUAUUUAAGACCAAUAAUGGAUUCUAGAUUAUAAAAUGAAAAAUAACCAGCAAGAACAAAGUCGUUUUCUAUGCAAUAAACUCCUUAAAAUCCACCAAUUGAGAACUGGCAAAAUGAAAUUAAUAACUUAAAACAACUCAACGAAUUUUAGAAAUUACCAAGAAUUGGAGAAAAUUUACCAAGUAUUUAAAAUAGAGUUCAUAAAUAACACAGUUUUAUAGAAGGAUUUGAUAGAGAAUAAUCAAUUUUAUAGAAAUGUUAACCUAUGAAAGUUUUUUUAUGA
This is a messenger RNA of Paramecium pentaurelia, 811 nucleotides long. NCBI's taxonomy places the organism in Eukaryota, Ciliophora, Oligohymenophorea, Peniculida, Parameciidae. The record is from the annotation of a GenBank genome assembly.